AUGAGCAACUUCCUAGUCCGUCUCUGGGACGCCAUCUUCCUUCCGGGAACAAACCGUGAACUCGAGCAGGCAACACACGCCUCAUUUGCCCUCCUAACUCUCUCCCUUGUAUGGAUGCUCUACACGAGCAGAUCUAUCCAUUUCUUCAACCUCCUCGUUAUCUCCCUCUGUCUCUGGGCCGCCGUGGCGUGGUUUCUAACCGAACUUAAGAAGGAAAAGGCAAAACUCAAGAGCAACGGCGAACUGCUGGCCGAGCAGGAGGAAACGUCAUUGUCUUCAUCGUCUCCGUCGUCUCCGUCGUCUCAAACUCCUGCAGACUCUGCAGAAUCUGCAGCGAUUCCUCCAUCAAAGGGGAAAACUACUGGUGCAUCGGCCAAUUUCAAGGAUUGA
Messenger RNA from Pichia kudriavzevii, 390 nucleotides. RefSeq lists its product as uncharacterized. NCBI's taxonomy places the organism in Eukaryota, Fungi, Ascomycota, Pichiomycetes, Pichiales, Pichiaceae. The transcript has a single exon. Gene Ontology annotation, cellular component: endoplasmic reticulum membrane. The record is from RefSeq and is a predicted model, not a curated record. Bases 1 to 390 code for a protein of 129 amino acids. Gene Ontology annotation, biological process: vacuolar proton-transporting V-type ATPase complex assembly.